Strongylus vulgaris is the source of this 786-nucleotide messenger RNA. The record is from the annotation of a GenBank genome assembly. Lineage: Eukaryota; Metazoa; Nematoda; Chromadorea; Rhabditida; Strongylidae.
AUGCGUUUUGUACUAUGUAUGUCCAUUCUUUUGUUACAUUUACACAGCAACAAGAGUGUUGGAGAGGAAGAGGCGCUGCCCAAAGAUCGAAAUUUCAAUAAACAACGGGGUUACCAUAUCAAGGAUUGCGUACCUCACUACGAGCAGCUGGAACAGCAUAAGCAGGCUCGUACUUCAGAGCGUAAAGUAAAAGCUACAACUUUAUCUUUAAUCGCUUCAUAUGAUUAUGGGAAUUAUAUUGUUGUCACUACAGAGGCAGAUGGUUGGUUUGGGAGAACUAUGUACUGUCGCUAUUUUGACACAGAACAUCAAGAACUUCUACCUGCUACUGAAUCAUUUGUUUUUCCCGAAUUCGCUGUACAUUGCUGUAGUCGAAAGAAUGCACAUUUUAUGAGCGUCAGCGGAAGUCCAUUUGACAAUAUUCUGGAAUAUGUUCCUCUACUAGACAGGCGUAAGGAUGAACCCAGAUAUAAUCUCUCCCUUUGUCUUGCGCCAAUGUAUGGUGAUGAAAGAAAGUGGCUGCUUCUUGUAGAACUCAUCGAACACUACAAAAUACAAGGUGUUGAGCAUUUCUAUCUAUAUGUCAAGGAUAUGGAUGAUUAUACCCUCAAAUUGAUCAAACACUAUGUAGAAAGUGGUGUCGCAGAAGUGAUUUUUUUCCGAAAAGAUAACGAUCGACCUGGGCUGGAAUGGCAACUUGUUGAAACGGAAGCAGAUGCGCGCGGCGCAUGCGGCGAAGCGGCUGUCGGCGCGUAUGAGUCGCGGCCUUUGGCGACUUCUUCAUAA